Messenger RNA from Vigna unguiculata (cowpea), 1204 nucleotides. RefSeq names its product CDP-diacylglycerol--glycerol-3-phosphate 3-phosphatidyltransferase 1, chloroplastic/mitochondrial-like. Gene Ontology annotation, biological process: glycerophospholipid biosynthetic process. The record is from RefSeq and is a predicted model, not a curated record. Lineage: Eukaryota; Viridiplantae; Streptophyta; Magnoliopsida; Fabales; Fabaceae. Gene Ontology annotation, molecular function: CDP-diacylglycerol-glycerol-3-phosphate 3-phosphatidyltransferase activity. Gene Ontology annotation, cellular component: membrane; chloroplast envelope.
CAUCUAACGGAACAGUGAGAUUCGAUAAGUGAUGAACAAACAUCCUUAGAGUUAGAAAUUAGAAAUUAGAAAUUAGUUGUGAAAACAAAAUCACAAGGGUUUGGUUUUGGUAGCCAACACUACCUGCGUCUUUCGCCUGCGCAGGGUCUGUACUCUGUCUGUUAUUGUGAGUGCGAAAUCGGGUUAGUUGGGUUGUCGGUGCUGGUCGGCAUCACAGAAAAACAUGGUUGCGGAGAUGAAUGUCCGUGAAUUGUCCAUAUCUAAGAAUGACCGUACUUCGAUGCUUGUCAUUGCCAAUUCCAAAUUCCUUACUUUGCCCACCAUGUUGACUCUUGGCCGUGUCGCCUCAAUACCUCUUCUUGUCGCCACCUUCUUCAUGGAUGGUUGGCGAGGAACAGUUGUUACUACAAGUAUCUUCACCGCUGCAGCAGUUACCGAUUGGCUUGAUGGUUAUAUUGCUCGUAAGAUGAAAAUGAAAUCUACAUUUGGUGCAUUUUUAGAUCCAGUAGCUGAUAAGCUCAUGGUUUCUGCCACAUUGGUCUUAUUAUGUACUAGACCUUUGGAAGUUGCUGUGUUUGGACAAUUACCAUGGCUAUUGAUCAUACCUUCAAUCACCAUAAUUGGUAGAGAGAUAACCAUGUCGGCACUGAGGGAAUGGGCUGCAUCCCAGGGUAGCAAGCUUCUAGAGGUUGUUGCAGUUAAUAAUCUGGGGAAAUGGAAAACAGCCACACAGAUGUUGGCGUUAAUUAUCCUCCUUGCUACGCGGGACUGCAGUCGUGGAGGACCUGUCAUUUUGGUAGGAUCUGGUGUUCUGUUGCUUUACAUUUCAGCAGGGCUUUCCUUAUGGUCAUUUGUAGUAUAUACGAGGGAAAUUUGCAAGGUUUUGCGGAGUCAACCCAGGUAAAGAAAAGAAGAAACAAAGAAAAAAAAAAUGACGUGUGGAUUGAAUUGGAAGAAUCCAGGUUAUUAGUCAUGCGGAUCGAAUUCUAUCUACAUUUUGGAGCCCAUUAAAGUUUGCCACAGGAGAAAAUUCACUAGAGGAAUUAUUGUAUGGUUGUUAUUGACUCUUAAAUUGGUUUUCUUUCAGGUCUAUUAUUUGACAGCACUUAAAUACAAGAGUUAUUUUCAGUGUCCGGUCAUUUUUUGAAUAUUCCAUGCCAUUUGACCUUACCUUUCUUUUUAUGUGUAUUUCGAUUUUACUUUG